Molecule: messenger RNA, 472 nt
Organism: Hypoxylon fragiforme
Lineage: Eukaryota; Fungi; Ascomycota; Sordariomycetes; Xylariales; Hypoxylaceae
Exons: 2
Coding region: 29-331 (100 amino acids)
Source: RefSeq, a predicted model, not a curated record
CGUCCGUCAAAACAUUCCCUGUCCGCCCAUGCGCCGUGAAAGUCGAUCCUCCUCCACUUUGUUUUUCUUAACACAGGUAGUUAUAUGUCAUAGAAGGCUGGCAUCAGCUCAUUGGCCAGAAGAGGAAAGAAUGUGCAAGGAGGGAGGACCCCGAAUUAUCCAGUUCUGCCAGAAUGUGUCGAUCAGGGUCCCACUCUCUUGCUUGUCUGUGUGUGUGGUGUCUGUGCUGGUGCUUGUUGCUGCUGCCGCUCUUCCUUCUAUGUCCCUCUCCCCCCCCACUUUCUUCGUGAUCGGCAUCGUCAUCGUCAUCAUGCAGCGUCCUGUACGAUGAUGUCGGCGUGCAGGAACGAAGUUAGCAAAAAAGAGGGCUUUUUUUGGUGAUUUGGGAAAUUUCCCUGGUUGCUUUUUUUUUUUCGGCCCCGAUUCUUUUUUUCUUUGCUCGCCUAACUAGGUAUGUACACUUGAAUCUACA